GUGUGGUUAUACUGCUGAGUAAUUUUGCAGAUAUCCUGUACAGAGCCCGGACGUAAUGUAAAGUUGGAUUACAGUAAAUCAGACCUCUGGGCAGUUGGAUCACUUGCCUAUGAAGUGUUUGGCCAAGACAAUCCAUUCUAUGGCGGUUUGAGAAUUACGAGGAAACUUGACGGGAGAACAUACCAGGAUGAUGACAUUCCAUCGAUGUUGGGUGACGUCCCUGAUGUUGUCAGGUUCUUCGUUCCUAGGAUGCUUCGUCGCAAUCCAACUCAGAGACCAGAGCCGGAAAUGGUGGCAAAUAUUCUCCAGAUAUACCUACACUUCCCGGAAUGGCUGCGUCCUGGAAACCGACCAUCAAAAAAACACAUUACUGAAAGUUUGAUGAUACUAGUAGCCCAGAUGUUGAUUGGCUGGAAAUCAAGAGGUGAAAGGUCAUUUUCAGUCAAGGAACAACUACAGUUGACCUUUCUAAGGAGAUUGGUUAUCUCUGAUUUAGUCAAGGCUGUGGCGUAUUACCAUGGAAACUGACUUUGAACAGUGAUAUUCUGUGAUUUCAACCAGAAAGAUUUCUCCAUUUUGUUUGAAGGAUGAACAAUUUCCUUUUCUGUUUUCAAUGUUUUUAAAAUUAUUUGUAAUUGUGAUAGACUCCUUGUUAUGUUUUUUCUUCGGUUUAUUUUUCAGUUGCUCUGUACAGCUGAAUAAACAAUGUUUUGGGGCGAUCCAUUUCAGUGAUGGCAGUUCAGCAAACGAUCAAGACUGAUAAAAUUGUUGAAACAAAGUUAAUAUAUAAAAACAGCUUGGAAUAAAAAAUAAGGAUUCGUUUUUGCUCAAAGAAUGAUGUAGAAAACAUUAUUUAAAGUUAUUACAGUCAGCAAUAUUAUAUUAUUGAUACCCUAUUUGGUCUUGAAUUAUUAGAACCACUUUUGUAUAUUCAAACCUGCAUGUUAUUUUGCUGUUAAUUAAGUCUUCUAAUUUGAA
Molecule: messenger RNA, 978 nt
Organism: Pecten maximus
Lineage: Eukaryota; Metazoa; Mollusca; Bivalvia; Pectinida; Pectinidae
Exons: 3
Coding region: 205-528 (107 amino acids)
Source: RefSeq, a predicted model, not a curated record